AUGUACACGGCAUCCUUUGUUCCUCAGUGGGGAGGAAAUUUGCUAGCCUCCACUUUUGCUUCGUCUUCCACAACAUCAACAUCAACAUCAAUACCCAAGCUAGCCCACCUCACAUCCGAUCCACCACCAAACCCUUCAACUCCUUUACUCAAGAAUGACAAACCUUCGUCCUCAUCCACAUCUGCGUCACAGCGCGCGGAGUCAGGCGCCUCCAUCAAAGGCUUUGUCGGCGGCACAGCUUCCGGACUCACCAAGCUCCUCGUCGGUCACCCAUUCGACACAAUCAAAGUUCGCAUGCAAUGCUCCCCUCUCGGAACGUACACUGGACCGCUCGACUGCUUCCUCCAACUAGCACGACGCGAAUCCCUGCUCGGACUGUACAAAGGUGCAACACCCCCUGCAUUUGGAUGGGCUCUCACUGACUCGGUGCUGCUAGGAAGUCUUCACAACUAUCGACGAUUCUUCGCACGUCUCACCAACCCGUCCUAUGGAGAAGAGGACAGCGUUAAGGGGCUUGCCGUCAAGUAUCACGCGCUGGCGGGCUUAAUGGCGGGCUGGACAAACAGCUUCGUCACCACUCCGGUGGAGCUGAUCAAGGCCAAAUUGCAGAUGCAAACCCAACGCGUAUCGCUUCACCUACCCGGUCAACCCUCGACCGUAGUGUCCGAGUUCAGAGGUCCACUCGAUUGCAUCCGCCAGAUCGUCGCGCAGCGUGGCGUGUUCGGUCUGUGGCACGCGCUACCAGCGACUCUCCUCUUCCGCUCCAGCUUCGCUGCAAUGUUCGGCUCGUACGAAUACUUCCAACAGCUCUUCUCUAGCUGGAAGGGUACCUCGUGGGAACUUUCCCCCGGAACCAUCACCUUCAUCUCUGGAGGUCUAGGUGCAGAGGUCUUCUGGUUGACCGCUUUCCCAGCCGACGUCAUCAAGAAUCGGAUGAUGGCGGAUAACAUCAAGGACCCAAAGUACAAGGAUGUUAAGAGCGCCUGGUUGAGCGCUUGGAAUGCGAGGGGGAAAGAUGUGGUCUGGUGGAGAAAGGUUAGGGGCGUGUACACAGGAUUCUUGCCGUGUCUGUUGAGGGCGUUCCCGACGAAUGCAGCGGCGCUGUUUGCGUUCGAGACUGCGAUGCACCUGAUGGGAGCGGAGAAGGUGUAG
Pseudozyma hubeiensis SY62 is the source of this 1152-nucleotide messenger RNA. RefSeq lists its product as hypothetical. NCBI's taxonomy places the organism in Eukaryota, Fungi, Basidiomycota, Ustilaginomycetes, Ustilaginales, Ustilaginaceae. The transcript has a single exon. Bases 1 to 1152 code for a protein of 383 amino acids. Gene Ontology annotation, molecular function: transmembrane transporter activity. Gene Ontology annotation, biological process: transport. The record is from RefSeq and is a predicted model, not a curated record.